AUGAACCGGAUCCCGUCCGUCUCACUGCGGGGCGGGGCGGACGCGGACGCCGCGGCGGCGGCGGCGCCGCCCCCCGACCCCGCGGCGCUGGCGCGGUGGGCGCGGGCCUUCUGCGUCAUCCGGUUCGACCUGGAGCGCGGGCAGCUGGUGGAGGCGUGCUUCCCGCCCGACGCGCUGGCGGCGGCCGGCGGCGGCCUCGACCGCCUCGUCGCCUUCUCUUCCUUCCCGGACUCCAUGUCCCACCACCUCCCGCGCCACCGCUCCUCCGUCCACGACUCGCUCUUCUCCUUCCGCAUCCCGGACCCGUCCUCCCCGCGCCGCGCCUUCCUCUACGGCUUCGUCUUCAACCGCCAGCGCCAGGACGAGCGCCUCCCCCGCGGCGGCGAGCAGAAGUCCGUCGUCAUCCUCUCCCACGCCCCCUACUCGUCGCUCUUCCGCCUGCUGCUGCAGAUCCUCGGCCCGCUCUGCUUCGACGUCGGCCCCAGCGCGCUGGCCAUGGUGGCGUCGUACGUCGCCGCGUGGCCCGCGCCGGCGCCGGGGAGGCCCAUGGAGCUCCCGAUCGGCAGUGCCGCGCUGCGCGUGCACCUACCGCCUGCGGCUGACGACCCUGGUCCGCCGCCCGCGCUGCUGCCCGCCAACCCCUCGGUGCCAUACGGGCUCUUUCAUGAUGCAGACCUGUUUGCCGCGUUCCGUGGCCUACUCCUCCACUUAUGGACGCUCUGGGAGCUCAUGGUGGUCGGCGAGCCCGUCCUGGUUGUCGCGCCGUCUCCAGCUCAGUGCUCAGAGGCUGUGGCUGGGCUUGUUAGCCUUGUUGCUCCGCUUUUGUAUAGUGUGGACUUCAGGCCCUAUUUCACUAUCCAUGAUCCGGAUUUUGCUCGCCUGAAUGCGCUUGCAGAAGGUGAGGUCUUCCCGCCAAUGGUGCUUGGAGUGACCAACCUGUUUUUCUUGAAGAGUCUUAAGAGCAUUCCCAAUGUUGUGGCUGUGGGAAGCCCCAAUCCGAAUUCAACGAGGGUGCUCCCAGUGGGUGGCCAAUUGCCAGGGAAUGGAACUAAUGGGACACCCGGGAAGCUCAAGCUUGACAAACUUUCGAUCAAUAAGUUCUCUCCCACUAGCCUAUUGAAUUCCAUCAAAUUGAGAAGAGAAGGUCCUCUUUCUCUCAUGACAGAGCACAAGGAAGCGUUAUGGAGCACGUAUGGGCCAACCACAAAGCCUGAUACUUCUGUUCUAAAUAGGCUCAUUGACGCUGGGGUGUCACCGAGGAUUGAAGAGUCCAUGUCAGUAGUCAACAAUGAGAUAUUGCGACGACAUUUCUUGGAGCUGACAACAAACUUCCUUGCACCUUUUGGGCCGUAUCUGAGAACUACAACACCAUCAGAAGGGAGUUCACCUUUUGUUGACCCACCAUUGCUACCACCAUUUCACGCGGAUGAGUUUGUCAAUGGUUUGGCAGCUAGAGGUCCAGGGAAAUUUUUGUCCAAAAGGAUGAGAUCCAAUUGGUUGGAUCUAUAUAGGAGAUUCCUGGAAGGCCCCAAUUUCAUGCCUUGGUUCCGACAAAGACGUGCUGCUGCAGAGCAAGAACAACAGAGGCUCUGGAGGCAGGCUCGCAUGAAUGUUGACACUGAAAAGCUAAUGUCAAAGAUGUCCGAAUUGGAGAGGAUUGAUUCUUUUAAUGCUGUUGAGCGGUAUCUUCUUAGAGAGAUGGAGAACUCCGGAAGAGGAAGUGCUGAUUCAGCAGCAGCGUGCCAGAAAUUGAAGGGAGACCUCCAAGCAGCUUUUAGCGUCCUGCCGAAGGACAUGCAACAGCUUCUGCUCUCCAACCCUAAAAGAGCUGUUCUUCUUCAAGGUAGCCAAGAAAAGGCCCCGGGGCCCAACGGCAUUGUCACCCAGACGAGUUUAUAGCAGUUCUUUUUCCCCACCUCUGUAACAUUACCACUGUUGACUAUUUUUCCCACACACAUAAUACAAAGUUACACACUUUAUACUUGUC
Messenger RNA from Setaria italica (foxtail millet), 1987 nucleotides. RefSeq names its product protein DENND6B. The coding region runs from base 1 to 1899 and encodes 632 amino acids. Gene Ontology annotation, molecular function: guanyl-nucleotide exchange factor activity. Gene Ontology annotation, cellular component: recycling endosome. The transcript has 3 exons. The record is from RefSeq and is a predicted model, not a curated record. Lineage: Eukaryota; Viridiplantae; Streptophyta; Magnoliopsida; Poales; Poaceae.